Molecule: messenger RNA, 1843 nt
Organism: Belonocnema kinseyi
Lineage: Eukaryota; Metazoa; Arthropoda; Insecta; Hymenoptera; Cynipidae
Product: putative protein MSS51 homolog, mitochondrial
Exons: 3
Coding region: 75-1442 (455 amino acids)
Cellular component (GO): extrinsic component of mitochondrial inner membrane
Source: RefSeq, a predicted model, not a curated record
CUCUUUUCUAAUUGUAAAACAUCAAGUUUUUUUUGCGUCCACCUUUUGCCUGUCACAGUAAAAACGUGCAAAAAAUGAUGAAAAUGUGUUUGAAUUCCAUCCCCUUCCUCGAAUUGGGUGAUCCAGCCGUAAAAAUACAAGUACUAACAGAAUUUUCCCGAUAUUUCUUUUAUUCAAACAUAUGUCACGUGUGUAAAUCUCACGAUAAUGAACUACCCUUGAAAAAAUGCGGAAACUGUAAAAUGAUUUCGUAUUGUAGCCGAGAACAUCAAAAAAAGCACUGGCCCUUGCACAAAAGCUUUUGCGAAAAUAUCAAUAGUUUAAAGCAAAUGCCUGAUGAUCGUAAUAUAUAUAAAGGACAAGAAGAUGAAUUGAGAAAAAGGCACGUUUAUAUGAAAGUUAAUUUAAUUUAUUUAAUGGAAAAGUCCUUGAAGAGAGAACUAGAACCUUAUGAAAAUGAAAUGAUUGAGUAUUCAAAAGUAUGUGAAGUUUGUUACGAAACAGACAUUAAUCUGCUGAGAAGCUGCCCAGAUUGUCCCCAUGCAAAUUUUUGUACCCUACACAAAGGUGAUCCAACUCAUGGUAAAUUUUGCUCGAAUUACAGAAAGUGCUUCCUGCUAGAUUACUAUGCUAUAGUGUUUCAAGAAAAUCCAUCUCCGAGGAUGAUGGAAUUUACUCCAGACAAUUUCGAAAACACACGUCUUCCAAAUUCGAUGCAGAAAUAUUUGGACAUUUUUUAUAAGCCUCGUGAAGGCUCACAAUUGGAUAUCUCACACGAAGACGUGAAAAUGUACGUAUCGCAACAUUUCACGAGACCCUUGACUCUGAUUUUUGCAAUGGAUAAAAUCGGGUUUAAACCUGAAUCAGAGUUCACUAUUCACGUAAUUGGCGCAAGCAAGCGCGAAGAAAAUUCGGCGAUCGAGUGGGAAAUUUUAUUUCAUUGGUUACCUCAGUUGAUGAAUUUAAAAGUUGCGCUCGUUGGGCCUGAACUUUCCAACAGGCCUUUGAAAACCGAGAAUAAAUCGAAUCUGUGUGACAAGUGUGCUUUCAGGGGAAAAACUGUAGAAGUUGAGAUUCAUAGUACGCUUUAUGAAUCUUAUUGCAAAGGGAAGUAUUUCGUACAACCAGACAUAAUUAUUGGCUUUAACCUUGGAAUUAUAGCCUAUCGUUCCUGGAAAAAUUCAAUUUUGGAAAUUGCAAACUUGAACUGUCCUUUUGUACUCACAGCAUUUUCCGAACGAGAAGCUGAGGAUGAUUAUAAAAUAAUGUGUUGGGAAUUUGAAACGAGUGCAAAAGUGGAGAGGAACCCUUUCGCUAGUCUACGGCCCAAAAGAAGUCCGAUAGGCGACAAAGUUUUCUACGAAAAUCAAUUCUUUACCGUUUACAAUGAUUUAGAUCAGAGUAAUGUGGAUAAAGUCGAAAAAGAGGAGAGAAAACUAUAGAAAUUUCGUUUAUAACGUAAGCUAGGGAAAAUACCUUAAAUUCUGAUCCAUAUAAUUAGCUUGCGUUAAGUUGGGACAAACUGGAACAUUUUAGGAAGCCAAAUCAAAUUUUGAGACAAAAAAUAAUGGAAGAAAACGAAAGUUUGUAAUGCUACAAAGUAAAAAUAUUACUUUGCAAAUUAUAAAUAUUAAUACUUUUUCUUUUAGAUUUCUCAUUUUUUCAUAAUUUGAUGAAAAGAACAAAGUUAAUUCGAUUAUAGUUUUGUUUAAAAAACGUACUAAUGUGAAGUUUUAUUUUCGAGAUACAUAUAACACUUGCUAUUAUUUUUUUUAUUAUUUCCAAUGUUAGCCAACAAGUUUAUAGAAGCUUCGUAUCAAAUUGUUAUCAUAGAAAGUAUAUG